AUGGAUAAGUCCACAGCAAACGGAAAGAAGGUAGCGUCACACGAAUUGCAGUGGAACUCACGCUAUUGUCUCUUUGUUUCUGCAGCAUGUGUGGUUGUUGUGUCUCUAGUAGAACAACUUACUCAGUUCCAUAAUUCCACAAUUUCAGCUUCCAUGGAAAAACUCUGCAACUACUUGCCAGAUGAACUACAUUUGAAAAUGAUCUGCCAAAAUGUAUUUCAUUACUUUGGAGCUAGUAUCAUCAAACUACUUCUCCAUGAGAUUAAUGCAGAUGUGGUUUGCUACGCCAUCAAGCUGUGCAAACAGGAUCCCAAACAAGGAGUCUGCCACAUCUACAGGUAUACAAAGGAGAGACUUCAUAAGGAUAUGAAGAAAGCUAAAUGGAUUGUAAAAGACUCUAAAGACUUGAUUAAAAUGGAAGCUCUUCCUGGCAUUUGCACACUGAAAGCUGUGAAAUGGUUGUGCCAACAGAUUGAGGAAUCACUUAAGAAGCACAUACCACUUGAAGACUUUGAUCAGGAUGACUUUAGUGAUAUCCCGAUUAAGGUAAGUCCUGUUGAGCCAAAUCCCUUACGUAGUGGAGACUCAGACAACAUAUUUUCACAAAGAGUAAUACGUAAUUUGACUUCUUUUGAUUUCCAGACAUUUAGGGGAUACCACUGGAGAGGAAGAGACUGCAAUGAUGGAAACAAUAGAAUCUAUCCAGGAAGAAGGCCAACUGAUUGGGACAAGCAUAUGGAUUCAAACUGCAAUGGGAUCUGGGGUACAGAUCCAGAAGAUGGUGUUCCAUAUGAAAAGAAAUUCUGUGAAGGUUCUGAGCCAAGGGGCCUUAUUCUACUGGGUGAUUCAGCAGGAGCUCAUUUCCACAUUCCUCCUGAGUGGCUAACAGCAACACAGAUCUCUGCAAAAGCGUUUGCAAAUCUACCACUCGCACUCAGUAAUGAGCUUGACUGGCCUCAGUUUUCAUCCUACACUGGAUUCCAGAGCUCCACUAUUGGGGGCUGGACAGAAUCAUUAUAUCUUUAUCUGCGUAAACGAAACCACUGUAACCAUAGGGACUACCAGAAUAUUGCAGCAAAUGGAGGAUCUUCAGGCAAUGUUAAUCGUACCUUGAAAAGCUUGGCUAGAGAGCCCCUCCAGGAUUAUCCUGUAGUGGUCGUGUAUGAGAUGAUUGGAAAUGACGUAUGUAACAGAGCUUCAGACACAGUAGCCCGCAUGACCACUCCAGAGGAAAUGAGAAAAAAUAUUAUGUUCACCCUCAACUAUUUAAAUUCUCAUCUUCCUAAGCACAGUCAUGUUAUAUUGCUUGGGCUUGCUGAUGGGCGCUUUCUAUGGAACUAUUUACACCACCGAUAUCAUCCUCUAGGUCAGUUGAACAAAGAUAUUACAUAUGCACAGUUUUACGCCUUUAUGGACUGUCUUCAGAUCAGUCCUUGCAAAGGCUGGAUGUCUUCCAAUGAAACACUCCGUAACAUCACAUCUGAGAGAGCUAUGCAGCUAUCCAGUGUGAUGAAAGAAGUGUCAGAAACUGUAGCCUUUGCUAAUAUUAAAGUACAUUAUGUAGACUACCCACAGAAACAAGUUAAGAAGAAGUGGCUUAAAAUGGGCGGAGAGUAUUGGCAGCUGAUUGAGCCUGUCGAUGGAUUCCAUCCUAAUCAGAUUGCCUUAGCACUUGGUGCAGAAGCCCUAUGGCAUGAAGUUCAAAAGAAGUGGCCUGAAGUGUUUGGAAAGAAAAAUCCAUACAACAAAAAGAUUGAAAAAAUAUUUGGAGACCAAGGUGGUUAUUAAGAUAAGCAAGUACUGUAUCUGAAGGUCUCCAUCACCAAUGCACUCAAAAUCACCUUCAGUAAAAUGUGCAUGUGAUAUACAGUAUUGCAAUUCCUUCUAAAAUCAUGCUAAAAGAUAUAACACACAGGUCCUAGAUCAGAAGAAACUGAGCACAAAAAGGAGCCUAGCAUCUUCUAUUUUGCAUCAUUAGAGUGUCACCAAACAUAUAAAUUAUUUACUCUACAUACCACCACUUACCUUAUAACUUGCACAUAUUAAUCUGUAUAGUUCCUGAAGAAGUCUUAAUGUUUCUAAAGACAUGAUGUACCCCAUGCCAGCCUUUGUAGUGGGUAGAACCAAAGCUUGUAUGCAGAUUAUAACACCACACUUUCAGUAAUGACCUCAUGUUUGUGCAUGGUGGGUAAUAUCAGUAUUAUUACUGCAUCAUGUUAUCUAAAAUAGUGUCUUUAAGCUGACACUAUAAGAACUAUUAAUAAAAGUAAAUUCCAAGGCAUUAAAUUAUGUAGCUGAAAACAAAACUGGAGAGCAGUGUUUGCAUAUGUACAUUAGCAUCACCUGGGCAUGUGCAAAUUCAGCAGCUGCAAGCUUCACUGACAAAAUGAAAUACUUCAUUAUAGGUUCAUCUCUAAGAAAGGUAUUUUAACUGUUUACUGAAUCAGUAGUAAAAUGUCCAGUAAUUGUCAUUUAUUACCACUGACAAAAUUAGAGGAAGCGUGGGUGUGCGUGCGUAUGUGCGUACACAUGUGCAUUUUUAAUUUGAAUAUAACCUGAUACAAGAUGAAGCACUGGCUCCAACACUGGUUGGCUUGACAUACAUCAUGCAAUUACUACCUAAACUGCCUCAGCUGUGCAAGCUUGUAAGGUAAAAAAAUAAUAAAACACAGAGUAAACAGUUUAUAUUUUGAGUUUUCCUUUAAGAAACAGGUGCUAUUGUUUUCUUUGUUUUAAUACAGUAUUUGUAUUUAAGUAACUUUCUGCUCAUGUCACAUGACAUGCUGAACUGUUGUUUCCCUUUAACACACUGGACUAUUUAAGACGUGGUUUCUCACCAUAGUUGCCUUUUCUUACAAUGCUGAAGCAAAAUAUUACAAUUUGUUACUGUAACUGUUUUAUUUAAUUCUCUUCUGACAAUAAAGUUUGUGUUCAGUUCUUUGCA
Protopterus annectens (West African lungfish) is the source of this 2944-nucleotide messenger RNA. It is a transcript of the gene AOAH, whose product is annotated as acyloxyacyl hydrolase. The record is from RefSeq and is a predicted model, not a curated record. NCBI's taxonomy places the organism in Eukaryota, Metazoa, Chordata, Ceratodontiformes, Protopteridae. Gene Ontology annotation, molecular function: acyloxyacyl hydrolase activity; calcium ion binding. The transcript has 22 exons. Gene Ontology annotation, biological process: lipopolysaccharide catabolic process; negative regulation of inflammatory response. The coding region runs from base 1 to 1788 and encodes 595 amino acids.